AUGCAGACCUAUGCUGCCGAAAUCGGGGAGAUGGUCCGAGCCCAACGGAGGGAUGAGGAGGAAAUUGACCUCUUGCAGCACCGCAUUUCUCAGGUUAUCAAAGAACUAUUGGGUCAGCGAGCAUGGAUCAGAUUUUUUCCCUAUCUGAGAGCAAUGGCGCUGAUAGCGUAUUACUCGUGCACAACUUUAGCGGGAGUACAAACGCUUGGAGAGGAAUAUGUGAAGAUAUUUCAAAUUCAGUCGGAACUACGUGCUGCUCCUUUGCUACGAGCCAGGAUUCUUUUUAUUGUUGUCCACACAAUCGCCCCUUUGUUAUCAAGAUUUGCUCUACAGAAAGCAGAAAUUCUUCUCGCUCAUCCAUCAACUUCGUCAUUCCUUGGCGUACCAAUCAGGAAUAAUCCAACAGCCAGGAGGAGCUUCAAGUCAUUAGUUGAAUGGAUGAGGUCUGUUGGUAUUCCUCAACUCUAUCGCAUACAUUUGGCUUUCUUCUAUAUAUUCGGAGUCUACUACAAUAUUUCCCGCCGGGUCUCUGGUAUCAAGUACUUGUCUCUUAAUCCUCAGAGCGAUCUUAAGGCUUUGAAAGUGUACAAGUUUCUUGGUUAUUUGACACUCACUCAGACCGCCCUUAGCGUCAUUCUGUGGAUAGCGUCUACCCUGGGAGCGGAAAGGAAUUCUCCGACUUUGAAGAAUUCCGGCGAUGAGAAGGAUGGUGAUGUAGGUUUCAUCAACAACCCCUUUCCAUUGAACAGUUGCUCAACGCCGUGCUUCCACUGCUGUGUUCCUGGUUGCCAUUUUGUU
This is a messenger RNA of Haemonchus placei, 798 nucleotides long. NCBI's taxonomy places the organism in Eukaryota, Metazoa, Nematoda, Chromadorea, Rhabditida, Trichostrongylidae. The record is from the annotation of a GenBank genome assembly.